This is a messenger RNA of Geosmithia morbida, 321 nucleotides long. RefSeq lists its product as uncharacterized. The transcript has 3 exons. Gene Ontology annotation, cellular component: mitochondrial intermembrane space. Gene Ontology annotation, molecular function: heme binding; electron transfer activity. Bases 1 to 321 code for a protein of 106 amino acids. Lineage: Eukaryota; Fungi; Ascomycota; Sordariomycetes; Hypocreales; Bionectriaceae. Gene Ontology annotation, biological process: mitochondrial electron transport, cytochrome c to oxygen; mitochondrial electron transport, ubiquinol to cytochrome c. The record is from RefSeq and is a predicted model, not a curated record.
AUGGCUGGCGGCGACGUUAAGAAGGGUGCCAACCUCUUCAAGACCCGCUGUGCUCAGUGCCACACCCUCGAGAAGGGCGGCCCUCACAAGAUUGGCCCCAACCUGUACGGCCUCUUCGGCCGCAAGACAGGUUCCGCCGAGGGCUACGCCUACACCGACGCCAACAAGCAGGCCGGCAUCACCUGGGACGACGACACCCUCUUCGCCUACCUCGAGAACCCCAAGAAGUACCUCCCCGGUACCAAGAUGGCUUUCGGUGGUCUCAAGAAGGCUAAGGACAGGACGGACCUGAUUGCCCACCUCAAGAGCGCUACCAAAUAA